Macrosiphum euphorbiae (potato aphid) is the source of this 840-nucleotide messenger RNA. The record is from the annotation of a GenBank genome assembly. Lineage: Eukaryota; Metazoa; Arthropoda; Insecta; Hemiptera; Aphididae.
AUGUACGAUGCACCCACCAAAAUGGAGGGCUUAGUGGAUGAAUUUUUAAAUAUGUGUGCAAACGAGAAAAAUAAAUGCGAUAGACAAGCACCCGGGAUUAUAAACUCAAGUAACAGCACUAAUGACAUAACUAUGUACAGAGAAGACGAGCCGUAUUUAGACAUGUUUCAAAUGAACGCGCCUGCUUUGUUGGCGCCAUUCUCAACACCUCAAAAUGUUUUCACAAUCGAUGACGAAUUUCAAAAGAUUACCAAACCAGAGAUAGAACUAAUUAUACCUUUAGAAGAUUCAGCUUUUAAACAACCCAUAUCUUUGAGAAAAAACUCAACCCUCAGAUUAGAUGUCGGGCUACAACAAGUUCAGUCAACUAGUUAUGGUGACAUUUUAAACACACCAGAAGUUGUAAAAACGCUGACUGAACAAGAAUCUGCUUUCAAUCUAUUAGCUUAUGUCUUUGAUGAAAAAAAAACUGACAAUUUGGCUGAAGUACCUACACCCAAAGAUGUUACUGUAUCACCAACCUUACAGUGGUCUCGGAAACGACGCAGUAGUAAUUCAUCAGCUUCAAUACAAACAGACGAUGAUGACUAUCCUAAGCACAGAAAGCCUAAUGAAGAUUAUCAUUCAUCUGACGAUAAGUAUAGACAACUGAGGGACCGUAAUAACGAAGCAUCUCGAAAGUCUAGGGCCACUCGAAAAGCCAGAGAAAAUGAGCUAAACGGCAGCGCUAGUCAGUUGGAAGCUACCAACAGAAGGUUAACUAUCAAGGCUGAAGAAUUGGAGAAAAUGGUCAACGAUAUGAGACAAGCUUUAUUGAAAAUGAUGACAAAGAAAAAAUAA